Rhopalosiphum maidis (corn leaf aphid) is the source of this 2200-nucleotide messenger RNA. RefSeq names its product lisH domain-containing protein ARMC9-like. The transcript has 10 exons. The record is from RefSeq and is a predicted model, not a curated record. Gene Ontology annotation, biological process: cilium assembly. The coding region runs from base 91 to 2031 and encodes 646 amino acids. Gene Ontology annotation, molecular function: protein binding. Lineage: Eukaryota; Metazoa; Arthropoda; Insecta; Hemiptera; Aphididae. Gene Ontology annotation, cellular component: centriole; ciliary tip; ciliary basal body.
UAGUGCGCAUUAAUACGUGUUAAGUAAUAGUUAUCUCAAUCGGGUUCCGAUAUAUACCUCUACCUGUACACGUAUCUAAUACCCGCGAGAAUGGAUAGGUUGAAAAAAUACUCGACUAGCGAAGCGAAAACAUUGCAAUAUAUUUAUGAAUUUUUAUUGUCCAAUAAUAUGACGAAAACUUCGACUUGUUUCAUUGAAGAAUGUUACAAAUUGAAUAUGCCAGCACCGACUAUUCCCACAGAAUCCACCGAGGCUUGUAACAAUAAUGUGGUCCACCUGUCCAAAGAUCGCGCUGCGUCCAUUAUACAAUCUUUUAAAUCUGCAUCUAGGUUAACAUUUAUGAAGACGUGGAGCGAUUUAUCCGACGAAAUAAAACAGAUUGACGAAUACCGAAAACUGACGUUUUACCUUCACGUAUACUACACCAUAUUGGAAUGUAAAAAACGUGUCAACAAAUCGGAAAACUGUAGUAACGAUAAAUGUGAUGAAAAUGACGAAAAUGACGAAAGUUCGAUGGCCGCUUUUCGCACUUUCUUGCUCCAGAGAGGUGCUGAAUUCAGUACCGAAAAUGAAUUUUUACCGUACUUUGCACUGCCAUACGUGUUUGAACCAAUGCAACACCCAUCGUUUAAAAAUUUAUUCAAAGAAAAUCGAUGGAGUGAUUCACUACACAAAAGAUUGGAGGACUUUAUUUUGGAUAUCUCUAUUAAUACGUCGGUGAUAUUAGUGCCCAUCAAAGAUGCAGGAAAACGAAAAUUGACGAAAAAAAAAUUUAAAACGCUGUAUAAGGAAUAUAAACCGCUGAAUGCGUUGGCCGCCGAACUUUUGAACGCUUUGGAAAAUUCGAUUCGUGGACAAUCGAUUAAUUUGGAAAUUAUUUUAAAAAAUUGUAAUGCUGUAGUGGAAAACAUCGAUGAUAAUAAACAAAAUUUAGAAACUGUUGACGACCAAUUCGAUUUGGCUAUUUUUAAAAUCAAACAUGAACUCCGAGAAGGUAACAGUACCAAAAACAAAUUACUUAUCCUACAAGCCUUGCGUUGGAGGCUGACAAAAUCUGAAAACAGAGCCGAUACAGUAUCGAUGAUAAAAAAAUACGAUCUAUUGGACUUGUGCAAAUCUAAAGCCGAACAAGGACUUAUGAAAUGGCUGUUGAUGACAAACGGGCCACAUCCUCUACAACAAAUGAUAUCUAGACUGCUGAACGCCCUAGCGUCAUUCAACAGGGGCCGCAGGUAUUUGACGGGAUCUCCGUUUUUACUGCGUCUAAUCAUAACGCAACUCAUAUCAUCGCAACAUUUUUGGGACACAAUCACGAGCAACAUGCUGUUGGGAACGUUACAGAAGCUUAGUACGGGAUCACGAGCGCGAAAACGGAUGAUCGGAAACGGUUUGACCACUUGGCUAGCUGACCAGCUCGUUCGGAAAAGCGAAUUCACCGGCGAUCGGAACAAAUACGAGAUGUACGAUCUAGAAUAUAGUCUAGCGCUAUAUAUGAGCCUCUGCCAGUGUCAGUCGGCCGUCCGGGCUUGUGGCUCACGUGCCCGAAACUUACUCAAGAGCUUGAGCGUUUUCAUGACCACGUUGGACGUGGACAUUAUGCCGUGCAUAUCUGGUAUCUUGUACAAUUUGUUCAAAAACCCAGAGAUGAUUGCCAUAGCUAAAGAAGAAGGGAUGACCGGAAUCGUCGAGAAAACGAUCGAGAGCAACCUCAACGCGUAUCCUUCGGCAGUCGAGCGGUUAGUGGACGUAAGAAAUAUUUUGAUACAAAAUGAGCAUCCGGCUUUCGAUCAGUCAUCGUCGGAUGAUGACUACGAUUAUUUCAACGAUGAUAGCGGCGACGAUAAAGAUGACAGCAACAGUUCUGGCGAAGAUGAUAUAGAUGAUGUCGAAAAUAUGGAGGCGGAACUAGACGAAGACGAUCCACUAAAGAUUCAGCCAAACGGUGAGGAAUUUCUUGCUAACUACAAAACGUGUGACAACGGAAAGCACACAACUCCUGCAGAUCGAUACAAUAAUAAUAAUAAUAAAUGAUAAUUAAUAAUGUGUUAUUAAUUGCCAAUAUACCAAAGCAUAUUUUUCUAUUUUACCUCAGUACGAUGUUAUAAAAUGUUAUUAUAAACUUUGUUAUUAUCGAUAAGAAAAUAUCAAAUCAGAUUUUUGUUAAACAAAAUAUAUAUUGAUAUGUUGAUACAUUUAUUUA